AUGGGGCGCUGGAUAUGUUGCCUUUGUUCCAGAGUUGCAGACCUGUUGAUGCUGCUCCUGGUUUUGGCUCUGAGCUGUAAACCUUCCACAGCAGCAACAGCUUCUCCAUCUGUGCCUCACAUCAAACCCAGCUACAGUUUUGGCCGGACUUUCCUGGGACUUGAUAAAUGCAACGCCUGCAUUGGGACAUCCAUGUGCAAGAAGUUCUUUAAAGAAGAAAUAAGGUUUGACACCUGGCUUUCUUCUCGUUUAAAGCUGCCCCCCAGCUACCUGCUCAGCUACUCGGGCAACUACACCGACGAUGCCAAGAGCUGGCGGCUGGUUGACAUCACCCGACUGACCUCCAAGUACCAGCACGACCGAGCCGACAAACGCAUCUGCACAGCCCUGCUGAAGACGAGGACCUGCAGCCUGGAGCGCGCCCUGCGCCGCACGCGUCGCUUCCAGAAGUGGCUGCGGGCCAAGCGCCUCACGCCAGACCUGGUCCAGGGCCUGUCUAGCCCAAUGCUGCGCUGCCCAUCCCAGCGGCUCCUGGACAGGAUCGUGCGGCGCUAUGCUGAGGUGCCGGACGCUGGCAGCAUCUACAUGGACCACCUCACCGACCGGGACAAACUGCGCCUGCUCUACACCCUGUCAGUGAAUUCACACCCCAUCUUGUUACAGAUCUUCCCCGACGUGGAGGGAUGGCCCUUCCCGCGGUACCUGGGCUCCUGCGGGCGGUUGGUGGUCAGUGCCAGCACCCAACCCCUGCGUGACUUCUUCAGCGCGGCCCCCGAGGUGGCCGCAGACCUGGCCCUCCAGCUCCUCGCUGUCCUCCGCUCCAUGGGCACCAACGACCUCAACUAUUUCUUCUACUUCACCCACGUGAACGCUGGCACCUUCGGCGUGUUUAGCAACGGGCAUCUGUUCAUCCGGGAUGCCAGCACGCUGGGCAUCAUAGACAAGGAGGAAGGGCCUCAGCUGAUCGAUGGCCAGCAGGAGUACAAAGACAUAUUCAGCUGUUUGACUGUGGACUGCCAAUCUGCAUUUGUGUCCUGUAACUCCAUCAGAGAGAAGCACAGCCUCAUCAUGGUGUGUCAAGAGCUUUUGCCCAAGCUCCUGAAGGGGAAAUUCCUGCAACCUGUGCAGGAGAAGAUAGACAGCUUCCUGCAGCACUGUGCCAGUGGCCUCACUGAUGACCAGGGUGUCAACGAGGCCAUAGCAAAGCUGGCAGAGAUCCUGAAACCUCUGCAGUCUUGCGAUUCCCGUUUCGCCUACCGCUACCCUGACUGCAAAUACAGCGACAAGUACUGA
Messenger RNA from Acanthisitta chloris (rifleman), 1293 nucleotides. It is a transcript of the gene DIPK2B, whose product is annotated as chromosome unknown open reading frame, human CXorf36. The transcript is spliced from 5 exons. The coding region runs from base 1 to 1293 and encodes 430 amino acids. The record is from RefSeq and is a predicted model, not a curated record. Lineage: Eukaryota; Metazoa; Chordata; Aves; Passeriformes; Acanthisittidae.